Juglans microcarpa x Juglans regia is the source of this 555-nucleotide messenger RNA. RefSeq lists its product as uncharacterized. The transcript has 2 exons. Lineage: Eukaryota; Viridiplantae; Streptophyta; Magnoliopsida; Fagales; Juglandaceae. Bases 1 to 555 code for a protein of 184 amino acids. The record is from RefSeq and is a predicted model, not a curated record.
AUGCGAGAAGGGCGAGUUACAGCUUACACGUCAAGUCAACUAAAAGAUCAUGAAAGGAAUUAUCCCACACAUAAUUUGGAGCUUGUUAUAGUGGUCUUUGCACUAACAAUCUGGCUAGACUGUUUAGAUGGUGAAUCUUGUGAGGUUUAUAUAAACCAUAAGAGCUUGAAACAUUUCUUCACUCAGAAGAACCUCAAUAUGAAACAGGGUGGGUGGAUGGAGCUAAUUAGCGAUUAUUGGUGUGAGAUCAAGUACCAUCCAGGGAAGGUUAACUGGGUGGCUAAUGCACUGAGCACUGUUAGUGGAGAGUUCUUAGCAGGAGAAGUCAUCGCCUCUUUGCAAGAAUCCAGAGUUGUGGACUUCGAGGAGUUGAAGACUCAUCGGAUGAGGGACCCAAAAUUGUUGGAUAUCUUGCCAAGAGUUAGGAAAUCGAGAGGGGCCAUGCAAGACAACAGUAGAGUGAUUCCAGCAGAAUCAAAAGUCAAGGAGAAGACACCUUACUCGGUACAUCUUGGGAGCACAAAAAAGUAUCGGGAUCUAAAGAAAAGGUUCUGA